AUGUUCUCCAGGCUAGUCCCUCGCACCUCUGUCUCUCGUGCCCGCUCGAUCUCUACGCAGUCUCGAGGCCUGGCUGCAAUCCUGGAGAAGAAACCAGAUGAUGUAGUCAUAACGUUCGCGAAGCGCACAGCUAUGGGCCGCGCGAAGAAGGGGCAGCUGAAGGACACUCCAGUAGAUGAACUUCUGCACGCCUUGUUCAAGGCCGCUCUGAACGAGACGAAAUUAGAUCCAGCAAAAGUUGAGGAUAUUUGCGUAGGAACAUGUCACCCACCAUCACCACUGUAUGUUUCUCGUGCAGCGGCAAUGGCAGCCGGCAUUCCUGCCGAUGUUCCUAUCUCCACUGUAAACCGUCUGUGUUCGUCUGGACUUCAGGCUAUCAGAGGAAUUGCUCACGCGAUCGAGUCGCGAGAGAUUACCUUGGGUAUGGCAGUUGGAGUGGAGAGCAUGUCCUUGAAUCCACGUCCGACUCCGGAGAUUGUGGACCAAGUAGGAUCUCACCCACAGGCGAUUGAUUGUGUACAGCCCAUGGGAUGGACGUCGGAAAUGGUCGCAGAAGCGUACGACGUUCCUCGAGAGAAGCAGGACCAAUACGCGCUCAUAUCCCAUACGAGAGCUGAGAAGGCAUCUGCCCAAGGCAUAUUCGCCGACGAGAUUGUCCCAAUCGAAUUGCGUGGGACGGUCAUUUCUGUCGAUGAUACUCUGCGAAGGGGUACCACGCUAGAGGGUCUCGCUAAACUCAAGCCUGCUUUUCCUGACUGGGGUAGUUCCUUCACCACUGCAGGAAAUGCAGCUGGUCUAGGUGAUGGUGCCGCAUUGUGUAUUCUGACAACAAGAGAACGAGCAGAGAAGGAAGGCAUGCAAGUUGUGGGCAAAUAUGUAGCGAGCAGUUUUGUCGGUGUUGAGCCUCGCUACAUGGGGAUUGGGCCAAUAGCUGCUGUACCCAAGAUUCUGGCGAAGACGGGCCUGACGAAGGAAGACGUUGAUGUCUGGGAGAUCAACGAAGCAUUUGCAUCGCAGUUCGCCUACUGCGUGGAGCAACUUCAAAUUCCGAUUGAGAAAAUAAAUCCCAAUGGAGGAUCGAUUGCAUUGACCCAUCCUCUUGGAAUGACUGGCACUCGUCAAGUAGUGACAGGUCUCGCGGAGCUUCGUCGUCGCGGUGGGAAGGUCUUGUGUACAAGCAUGUGCAUUGGCAGCGGCAUGGGCGGGGCUGGCAUCUUUGUUAAUGAGCUUCGUCCAUGA
This is a messenger RNA of Sparassis crispa, 1239 nucleotides long. Its product is annotated as 3-ketoacyl-CoA thiolase B, peroxisomal. The transcript is spliced from 10 exons. Gene Ontology annotation, molecular function: acetyl-CoA C-acyltransferase activity. Gene Ontology annotation, cellular component: peroxisome. The coding region runs from base 1 to 1239 and encodes 412 amino acids. The record is from RefSeq and is a predicted model, not a curated record. Lineage: Eukaryota; Fungi; Basidiomycota; Agaricomycetes; Polyporales; Sparassidaceae. Gene Ontology annotation, biological process: fatty acid beta-oxidation; phenylacetate catabolic process.